UAUAUAACAAAUAAUUUGAGUAAUGCUAUGAUUGAGGAUAUUGAGUCUCAAGAACAUUAUGAGAGUGUUGUGGAUGAAGUCAGAGGUGAGAGGAUCAUGAUGGUCAUGUUCUACGCUAACUGGUGUGGUCCAUAUAAAUGUUCACUACCACAUGUCACGAGGCUAGCGGGAGAAAUGAAAGACAAGUGUACUUUCUACAAGUUAAAUGUGACGGAUCACGAGGAGUUGGUAAAGCUUUGUAGAAUUUUCGUGUUACCAACGUAUCUUGUGUGUGCUGAUGGAAAGGUGAUAGACAUGUUGGUGGCCCCAGGGCUGGAGAAACUCCGAAACAAGAUUGACUACCAUCAGAAACAACACCGCAGACAACUCCUUCACAGACACAGAUACCACAGGUCUGCGUACGAGGGUAACUACUGCAGGGAGGUUGUAGCUGAUGCUCCUCUGACGUAUCCGAUCAACAAAGGACACGUGAUGUGACGUCAUCGUAAUUCAUGACGUCAUCAAAUUUGGUGAUGUCACUAUUUGUGAUACAACAAUGCGGUGACAUCAAAUUCAUGAAACUAUUCCAUGUUUUCUUUUCAUGAUAGGUUUAUUGAGCAUGAUUUUGGUGACAGCGAAAUUUCUCGCCGGUAUAUUGUCGUUCAGGACGUCCGGGAAGAGCUAGCUCAAUAAAAAUCCGGAAAUAUUAUUCAAACACAACUGCAAGAUGGUUGUAUUUAUGUAAAUCAGUGGAAAAUAUGAUGCAUUAGACACUGCUUGACGCAAAUAUAUUUUUAACUGAAGUCUGAAAUCUGAAUGGUAGACCAGGUUUGAGAUCAAAGUUGGACCGAUGUUGUUUUACAGUGUGAAAUAGGUUAAAUAUGUGAAAUAUGUGGAAUGUUUCUAAUUCCUCGCAUGCCGCUCUGACGAAACACGUGGCAUGUUCUAGAAAUUACCACAAUUAACUCGUUUCUAUUUUGUUUUUUUCUUUAACUAGACCAAACAAACGCUUUGCUUUUUUCACUACAGUAGAAAAAGAAUCGAUUUUAUAUUGAGGAACUGUUGUAAGUUGUUGGUUUGUUUUUUUUUUCGUUUAUAAAAUUUCUAAAGUUUUGUUUGCCUAAAUCUGAAAGGUGAUAUUUAAGCUUCAUAGUCGAAUGUUACAAUGAGUGAUUUGUGAAUUGUUAUACAGUAAAACCCCGAUUUGUUCUACCCCGAGGCCCGAAUCCCCUAAACAACGAUUUACCACUACUCUUCCCUUUCCCCCAACAUUUUGGAAAAAGGUCUAAUCGUUUAGUUUGAUAGAUCCUUUGAAAUACGACUUAUUAAUGGGUCCUUGAUGAGCUUGUCAGGCUUGUAACUCCAACUAAUUGGCCCUUACUUGAGUGCUUGUGAACCAUAACUAUUGGGAACCAGUACUAAGUACUGUUCGGAGAGGAACCAUGUCAUCUGAUUUUCAUCCCGAUUUACCGAGCUAUUUUUCCUCCGCCAAAGUGUGCGGAAAAUUGGGUUUUUACUCUAUUGGAGUUUUACUGUAUAUGCUGAAUGAGGUUAAUGAACGUUUUGUUUGUCUGAUAUCGAAAAGUCGUUUUUUGAUUAAAUGGUUGGACAACAUAAUUUGAUUUCUUUGUGACUUUUGAAAAGUAGACGCAUCUUCGCGUAUAUAUAAUGUAGAUUUUAGACUCACUUUUAAAUAGGUUUUAAAUGAAGACC
Bolinopsis microptera is the source of this 1692-nucleotide messenger RNA. RefSeq lists its product as uncharacterized. The record is from RefSeq and is a predicted model, not a curated record. The transcript is spliced from 5 exons. Bases 28 to 477 code for a protein of 149 amino acids. Lineage: Eukaryota; Metazoa; Ctenophora; Tentaculata; Lobata; Bolinopsidae.